Molecule: messenger RNA, 375 nt
Organism: Acanthoscelides obtectus
Lineage: Eukaryota; Metazoa; Arthropoda; Insecta; Coleoptera; Chrysomelidae
Source: the annotation of a GenBank genome assembly
AUGGAGGCCAAGCGGAUAUGGCAAAGCAUGUAUACAUUUCCGACAGCAAUUGGUGUAAUUGAUUGUACACAUAUAGGAAUCCUGAAACCAAAUCGCCAUGGAGAUGAGCAUAUCAACCGAAAAGGGAAACCUACUUUAAAUGUGCAAGCCACUUUUGAUGCCAGAGAGACGUUCACAAGUGUUGAUGUCCGUCGGCCUGGAUCAGUGCAUGAUUCCAGAAUAUGGAGAAAUUCACAGACUAGAUCACAACUAAUAAAUAAAGCAAAUAUUGUACUACUAGGCGAUGACGGUUAUGGUAUUACGCCAUGCCUUAUGACUCCCUUCAGAAAUCCUACUCCAGGUGCAGAAAUAAGUAGUUAUAAUAGUUAUAAUUGA